Molecule: messenger RNA, 765 nt
Organism: Fusarium fujikuroi IMI 58289
Lineage: Eukaryota; Fungi; Ascomycota; Sordariomycetes; Hypocreales; Nectriaceae
Product: related to D-arabinitol 2-dehydrogenase
Exons: 5
Coding region: 1-765 (254 amino acids)
Molecular function (GO): oxidoreductase activity, acting on the CH-OH group of donors, NAD or NADP as acceptor
Source: RefSeq, a predicted model, not a curated record
AUGUCUGGUAUCAAAGGAAGAGUAUAUGCAAUUACUGGCGCAGCGUCAGGCAUCGGGCGAGCCUCUGCAAUUCGCUUAGCGGAACUUGGAGCUGGAGGUCUAGCUAUUUGCGAUGUCAACAUCGAAGGCCUUGACAAAACAAAGGAAUUAUGCUCAUUAGCUGGCACUAAAGUAGUUGCGUCAACAGUUGACGUCCGAAGUCAUCAACAAGUCCAGAAGUGGAUUGACAACACCGUUGCUGAGUUCGGACGUUUAGAUGGAGCUGCAAACAUUGCGGGAAUUGCAGGUGGCGCCGGUGAUACAACUUGCGCAACCAUUGAAGAGUCAGAUUGGGAUCGCAUGAUGGAUGUCAAUCUCAAAGGCGUCAUGUGGUGCAUGCGAGCUCAGAUUCCGCAUCUCCCCCGCCCGGGAGGAGCCAUCGUCAACAUCUCGAGCACCUCGGGCCUCAGAGGCUUCCCUCACAAUGCAGCUUACUCAUCGAGUAAAUUUGGAGUCAUUGGUCUCACAUCGUCCGUGGCUGGCGAAUUUGGCGCCGAGGGUAUUCGGAUCAACUCUCUUUUACCCGGACCGAUCCGAACUGAAAUGUUUGAAGCGGGCGAAGCCAAGGGGCUGUUUGAUUCGGAAAAGAUCAGCAAGUUGACAUGCCUUGGUCGUAUGGGCAAACCUGACGAGGUGGCCAAGGUUCUGUGCUUUUUGUUAAGCGAUGAUGCGUCAUAUGUCACUGGUGCGCAAUGGACCGUGGAUGGUGGGUAUGCUGCCUGCUGA